AUGCAACAUCUGUACUCCCAGGCCUGUCGUCAGGGGGAACAACCGGUGCACAGCGUGCGCGGGCUCGUGGUUGGUCAGUUCAGAUCCGGGAAAACGUGUGUCGUCAGGAGGCUGACGGGAGAGAAGGCUGUGGAGCAACAACCAGUAACAGACGGCAUCGAAAUUUCACCGAGCGUGAUGACUAAGACAUGGAGAACGGCAAGAGAGGAGCCAGAUGAGUUCAAGGAAACCAUGGCAGAACGCUUAGCGGAACAGCAAGAACGGGCCGAAUCCAGCCCCCGGACGAUGCAUAUGGAAUGCGAUUCUGGAGAGACAGAGGACCAAAAAAGGGAGCACAAUCUCCAAACUCAGCAAGAGGAACCGCUGAAAACAGAGACACCAAAGCAAGAUUCUGGAGAGACAGAGGACCAACAAAGGGAGCACAAUCUCCAAACUCAGCAAAAGGAACCGCCAAAAUCAGAGGCACCGACACAAAGAUCACAGUCAUUUGAUCCUGUAGAUGAAAACAGAGGAGAAGAUAUGAACAGACCUACAUCACCACAAAAGCAGCCUCAAGAGCAAAUCAUGGGUGACGUUACGGUUCAGCAUCAAGCAAAAGGUGUUGCAAAUGAUGGCAUAACGAAUGCUGCAAUGCGACGUCAAGGUGCCACGACGGUCCGAAAACAAACAUAUUACAUUCCGAAUGAUGUUGUAAUAAAAACUCAACAGCGAAUCCAAGGUGGCGUGACAGAAGAGCAGCUUGGAACAGCUGAACACCCGCGUAUCUCCUUUUGGGACUUCGGCGGCCAGGCCACGUACUACGGCUCGCACCAGUGCUUCUUCACGUACCGCGGGAUCUACAUCCUGGUCAUGUCACUGCUGCAGAAGCUGUCCGAUCGAGUUCCUGAUCUGGACUACAAGGCGUCAGCGGACAACCUCGAAACUGGAAGAGACUACUUGGACCACUGGCUGAACUCUGUCCGCACACACACCCUGCAGCCUGGACAGGAGGAGACAGGAAAGCCACCUAUUGUCUUGGUCCUCACACACAAGGACAAAGUCAGCGAGUUGGAAAUUGAGAGGUAUAAGAAAGACAUACUUGACCACAUCGGUGGUAAGGCUGCCGGUAAACACGUCUUACCAGAGAUAUUUGUCAUUGACAACUUCAGCGAGAACGACGGUGACUUUGACGAGCUCCGAGAAUACAUCCGCAAGGAGGCGAAGGGUCUGUGGUUCAUGGGCGAGAAGGUACCGAUGACUUGGCUUCAUCUGAAGUCCAAACUGAUAGACAAGAGGACAAGUGGAGACCCAUUUUGCCGUUUCCAAGAUGUCGUGGAUCUGGCCCGAAGUGAUGAUGUAGGCAUCGCGGACGUCAGCGAUGUUGCUGACAUUCUGACCUUCCUACACGCCCUUGGUGACAUCAUCUUCAUCAACGAACCCGUCCUUGGUGAUCACGUGGUUCUCCGACCCCAGGUGAUGAUUGACGUCUUCAAGACAAUCAUCACCGUCCCGGAGUACCAACAGGACAGGAGCACGGAUGGGGAGGUUGCCGAGAUGUGGAGGAGGCUGGAGACGGAAGGCAUCCUCAGUGACAGGUUUUUGACAAUCAUCUGGACCAAUGCAGAUCAGAAGAUGCAGAAGCCCUUCCUACUCCGGCACAAGCUCUUCCUGAAACGACUUAUGGAAAAGUACUACCUUCUCUGCAACGCCACGCCAAUCGGUGAGUUUGCUGACACAGCGGAAGAACCUGAGAAAGAAGAAAUCUACUUCGUACCAUCUCUCCUGGCCGCGAAGCCUGACGACAACACAUUGUAUCCUGGGCACAUGAGGAGACACCGGCAUCCUCUGUAUGUCAAAUUUGAAAACAUGUUCCUCCCAAGCGGCAUGUUCUACCGUCUGCAAGCGAUCUGUGUGCGCAGGUUCGGCCUUGAAGAGUCCCACGUGUUCUCCGGCUGCGGCCGCUUUCCUACCGAUGAUGUACAGCAACAGUUCGUGGUAACCAAAGUGAAGCACUAUCUGAAGGUGGAGCUACUGUCGGCUGAAGAUAAAGACCAACCAGUGUUCACACAGGGCCUUCCCGUUAGAAAAUUCCUCAGCAGUUGUCUCUUCGAGAUCAAAGAGAAAUGGAUUCCGUCCAUCCAGUACGACUGGUGCUUUGGGGAGGCGUCAGAUGAAGAAAUCGGCACACCACUAUUCCACACGCUGUCUGACACAAAACAAGAGACGGCAACAGGAUCCAGUCGUUUUCCAGAAAACUUUGUCGAUGUGUGGAUGGGUGGCAGCGGUGAUAACAGAACGUCCUUUCCAGAAAACUUGGGUGGUUCCGGACCCAUGAUGAUCGAGCCCACACAGACAGAAGACACAGUCCGAACGAUUGCUCGGAUUGGCCCUGUCCUGGACUGUAUGGAGACGUGCGAAGGGCUGAGCCUGACAGAGUGUGAUCGGAUCAGGCGCGAGCUAACAUUCAUUAGCAGGUUCAAAAAGCUGGUUGAUACCGUCAAGAGUGCUGGGGACAUGUGCCAUCGCUUGCUGGGUGCAUCUGUGGAGGUUUGCUUGCCAGAGAAAGCACCUAUGUUCCUCCGACAGAAGAGAGGCAACGAAAUUGUUAUUCUACACGUUGGGGACUACAAUGACAAGCUCAUCCAGCCACUCCUGGGACAAGUAGUCAAGUCCUCCAACAGGUACGGUGUAACUGUGUCUGAAGAUGUCAUCAAACCAGGUAAUAUCAUCACAGUGAAAUCAUUGGAUCAUCUUCUCCAAAGGAACGUCAGGAUGGUCGUGCCAAUCAUUACACCACAGGCUCUCCACAGCAGAUACUGGUCCUCACUUGGGUACGAAUUCUGUGUACAGAACAAGAACCUGGUAUGUCCAGUCUUAGCCUACCCUGAAGGGACAAGGGAGCGUUUGCUAGAGGUGCUCGGUAGGCGCUGCGCGGGGAUGCUGGAUAUGCCAUCAACAGAAGUACCAAUGACCGAAGAACCACUGUCUAGAACCAAAAUCAGUCUCACGGCUGCAGAAAUCCUGAAUAAGGCGUCGACUUCUGUUGUGCUGAACACGUACAGAAUCACAACAGAAGGCUGUACACUUGAGGAGGAUGGCGUCACUAUCUCCUUCCCGGAAGGAUGCGUCGAGACGGAAAGAUUGCUGUCCUUGGAGGUUGAGAUGCUCCCCAUUGACGACGCCUUAACAGAGACUUUCUCAGCUGUGACACCGGUACUGACUGUGCACCAGGAAAAGGAGGAAGACUUCUUAGAGCCCGUUAGCGUCACCCUGCCGUGGGCAUGGAAGAAAAUCGACUGCAGCGCAGACCAAACCGUCCUGAUGGAGAGAAAAUCACAGCCUCCCCGGUGGACUUUGCUACAAGCAGAGUUUCAAGAGACAGAGGAUGAACUCACAUUCACAACGAGACACUUCUGCGGGAUGGCCGGAGCCAAGGAAAGUGGCAAUGGUGGAGAAAGUUCUACCUCGACCCCGGGAAACCAGGAUGAGUCAGCCAAUCAGGAGGCAGCAGAGGAAAGCUUCUCAAGAGACCAAGCGCACGAGGGUGAGACAGCCAAUCAGAAGACAGCAGAUAAAACUAUCUCAAGAGAACCGGGAAACAAGAAUGAGGCAACCACUCAGGAGGCAGAAAAUGACAGUAUAUCAAGAGAACCAAGAAACCAGAAUGAGGCAGCAAAUCAGAAAGCAGUAAAGGAAACUUUUUCAAAAGAACCAGCAAACGAGAGUGACGUAGCCAAUCAGACGGCAUCAGGUCAAAGUAUGUCAGGAGAGUUAAAGGUCUCAUCAGCAUCUAAAACUACAGUCGUCACUGAACAAUUCCAGGCAUGUUGUAACAGAUGCACUGGAGACAAAGUGUAUCUCAUAGUAAACCCAAACCAGGCAACAACAGACAAGAACUACAUCCACCUCUUGUGUGUUCACAAGGACGACGACGCCAAGGACUUUUUCCGAGCUGACAAUAUGCGGUGGCCUCCACCGUUCCAACAGCGCAUCGUCAUGGGCGAGGAAGAAAAGAUAGAUGCCGAGUUUGACAACAGUAAAGACGUCAUUGCAGACCUUUCUAAAGUUUUGGAGCAUGGCCACACAUUCUAUUUCCCACCAGCUGACUGCAACAGGUGGUCUGUUGGACUGAUUCUGAAUGCUACGCGCCCAGGCAAGAAGAACUACGAAGGAACCGUCAAUUUCACACGACGACUUCUUGGCUCCGGAAAACAAAUAGAUGAUGUCAGGCGCCAAAUCUCACCCGCAACAGUGUUUUUCUACCAUGACAAAGAUGUGGUAGAGACAAGUGAGGUUCAAGAGAAGGAUACAACUGUGAUGAGCAAGUCGGUUCAAGCACAGUUUCAGCCAAAGAAAGCGGUCGUGUCUGUUCUGAUGGUUAACGAUAAGUACGGUACGUCCCAUGGAGGCACUUCUACCACGAGCUGUCAGGUGGCCCAGUUUCUGCAACGCCAUGGUGCCAUAGUUCAUUGCACAGCUGUGCAAGCAUCUGAAGAAGACAAGCGACGGGCCGCGGAAGAUGGUGUCCGCCUGCAUCUGCCUGUAAAGAAACACAGAGACAAGAGAACGCCUUCUUUGGAAUGGUUGACCCACUACCACAGCAUCCACUUCCCAGACAUACCACAGGAUCUAAAUUGCAUUGUAGGCAAUGCCGAUGUUACAAGCGAAGCUGCAAAAAGCAUACGAGAGAACGGCCGCGAAGUGGCAAAACUGGUUAUUUUCAACCACGACAUGCCAGAAGACACGGAGCACUACAAGGGAGCAGGGAGAAAGGUGGAAGACAUCCUUGACGAUACCAAGAAUGCAGACGCCGUGUUCUCCUUGGGAAGAAGAAUCUACGACUACUUCGAGACGAAGUACAACUCACUUGGAGAAAGCAGACCACGCAAACACUUUUUGUUUCGUCCAAGACCAUCUCCAGUGUUUGAAGCCAUCUCUGUUAGACCAGGAGGAGGAGAGAAAGUCGUGCUGUUUGUCGGGACAGUGACCGGUGUGGAAAAGCUAAAAGGUCACGACCUGGUAGCACGGGCCUUGGGAGAGGUUGCAGAAAAGAUCCCAAACGUCAGAUUGCGUGUUCGCGUGGUAGAUGAAGAUGACUAUGAAGCUAGUAAGAAAAUCUUGCAAGAGAACCUACGCAGUAGUAAGAUCAAACCAACGCUACUGCCGUGUGGAACCCAGGAGGACAUUGCUCAGGACAUGCAGCAGGCCCACCUGGUCCUGAUGCCGUCCCGCGCCGAGCCGUUCGGACUGAUCGGUCUGGAGGCUAUCACAGCAGGCAUCCCCGUACUCAUCUCUGACAAGUCAGGCCUAGCAGACAUGAUCAAGGACUUGAUCAAGGAAAAGAAAUGUAAUCCAGACAUGAGGCACAGGAUUGUAGAAACCAGCAUGAGGGAGACCGACCUGGAUGAGGAUGCAAGAGAAUGGGCAAAGAAGAUUGCUGACACCUUGGAAUGCUGUGACUGGGAAUUUCAGAAAGCAGAAGAGUUCAAGAAGACACUCUUGGAUUCCAAGUACUGGGAAGAGUCACACCAAAACCUGCUACGGGUCUGCGGAUUGAUUGACUGACUCUUGUUCGAGGGCUAUGGAUCCAACGUAUCGAAAUCAUCAUCGCUGAUUCUGAUGCACUGACUUAAACUGUCAUCAGUAAUAUCAAAGUUGAA
This is a messenger RNA of Branchiostoma belcheri (Belcher's lancelet), 5639 nucleotides long. RefSeq lists its product as uncharacterized. Gene Ontology annotation, biological process: proteolysis; apoptotic process. NCBI's taxonomy places the organism in Eukaryota, Metazoa, Chordata, Leptocardii, Amphioxiformes, Branchiostomatidae. Gene Ontology annotation, cellular component: cytoplasm. The record is from RefSeq and is a predicted model, not a curated record. The transcript has 15 exons. The coding region runs from base 1 to 5544 and encodes 1847 amino acids.